Drosophila subpulchrella is the source of this 4426-nucleotide messenger RNA. RefSeq names its product DNA-binding protein RFX2 (gene Rfx). Gene Ontology annotation, biological process: regulation of transcription by RNA polymerase II. The transcript is spliced from 9 exons. The record is from RefSeq and is a predicted model, not a curated record. NCBI's taxonomy places the organism in Eukaryota, Metazoa, Arthropoda, Insecta, Diptera, Drosophilidae. Bases 205 to 2964 code for a protein of 919 amino acids. Gene Ontology annotation, molecular function: RNA polymerase II cis-regulatory region sequence-specific DNA binding; DNA-binding transcription factor activity, RNA polymerase II-specific.
UCGAGGAGCAACUUAAAGAAGCUGAAAAACAAAUCCUAAACACCGCCAUUGCCUUAAAUCUUGGAAACAAAUAUAAAGAUAUCAAGAUACCGAGAUACAACGAGCUUACUAGUCGACGAAUUUAGCAUUGAUAGUGCCGAGCAGCCUUUCCCGCCCUGGAUAAUCAACUUUUUGGAGUAGCAAAUAACCCGAAACCCCAAACCAAUGACCACACGCCUCGCCCCGCAGCGCCAGUUCAUCAUCUCGACGCGCUCCGCCAUCGCGAAUGCCACCACGGCAGCGGAGGAGGAUUCAGCGGAGGAGCAGCAGCUGACCGUCGAGGUGGAGAGCCCCACCAGCGGCACCGUUGCGGCCAGCACCACCAAUAGCACCGCCUCGCCACCGCAUGCCGAGCAGUUCGAGUUCUGCACGGAGGAUGGAGUCGUGGUCUCGGCAACCCUGGAGGAUGUCAUGACACAGAACUGCCAGCUCUUGCAGAAGAAACUAGACGACGACGACGAGGAUUCGACGGGAGCAGGGACAACGGGUAACGACCAGCUGGAGGUGAUCCGCGUCGUACUGCCCAUGGACGCCGACGACUCGAGCAGCGAUGCCCACCUCCAUGGGCACGUGGUGAACAGCAGCAGCGACGCAAUCGGCACCAUUACCACCACGGAGCCCAACGGCACCACCGUGACCCACUCGAUACCCAUCCACAGCAUGGCCGACCUGGCCUCCAUCAAGGAUGGCGUGGAUCUGGCCCAGCAGGUGGCCAGUGGACAGGUGACCGUGGUGCAGGCCACCGAGGACGAUGAUGGAACGCCGUUUAUUACUGUGACGGUUUCGGGCCAAGAGCAGAACUACCAAGUGCAAUAUGUGGACUCGGAGCUGUACCACAGCAACUCCAGCCAGACGCAAAUGACCUAUCCGUUCUGCCCGGUGGGGGAUUAUCAAGGCAACGGGCAGACGGCCUACUACUCGACCACGGGCCAGUACGGAGCCACCUCCUCGGCCGGCGGCUCCUCGAACGGAGCCCACUCCACGACGCUGCCGUACCUGGUGCCCGUGGAGGAGGGCAUCCUGCUCAACGGCUCCGCACACUCGCUGUCGCAGUCGCAGUCACAGUCGCAGUCGCACGGACGCGAUUCGCCGCACAGCCUGACGGUGAGUAGCAGGGAUUGGGAGCGGGAUGCGGACCGGGUGAACGGAACUAAUCGCCACUGGGUGCAGGAGGUCGCGUACAUCCAGGAGGCGCAGAGCACGCCCCAGACGCCCACCUCGACGACCACGACCCAUUCGGCCAGCGGCGGCAGCCUGGGAACGGGCGGCGGAGGCGCCUCCCCGGAUUCCGACCAGAGUGCGCUCGGCAGCAGCAACAAGAUUGCCUCGGCAACGAUCAAGUGGCUGUCGCGCAACUACGAAACGGCGGACGGGGUGAGCCUGCCCAGAAGCACACUGUACAACCAUUACAUGCAGCACUGCAGCGAGCACAAGCUGGAGCCCGUGAAUGCGGCCAGCUUCGGCAAGCUGAUACGUUCCGUGUUCUCCGGACUGCGCACACGUCGCCUGGGCACGCGCGGCAACUCCAAGUACCACUAUUAUGGCAUCCGCAUCAAGCCCGGCUCACUGCUGAACAGCCAGUCGAUGGACGACAAGCAGAUGCUGGCCGCCGGCUAUGGGGGCCCGGCGGAUGGCUCUGGAUCCGGAUCCGGUGGACCCGGCAGUGGGCCCAUGGUCAGCGUGACCAGCAGCACGGCCGGACAACUGGGUGGUUCGAAUGGACUCGGCGGUGGUCAGGGCCAGCGGCACGGCGGCACCAAGAAGCACACCUUCAAGCCGGAAACCUAUGAGGCCUGCAUUCAGUACAUUGGCGAUGGCACCAGUGCCCUGCCCUCGUUUCCGGCCAUCGAGCUGAACCACAGUUUCAACAGCGAACUGACUUUGGAGGACGUGGACACAUUCCGGGCCCUGUACCGCGAGCACUGCGAGUCCUUCCUGGACGCCGUGCUCAACCUGGAGUUCAACACCGUGGAGUUCCUGCUCCGCGACUUCUGGCGGGCCAGCGACAACAACAACCUGGACGAGUGCGAGGAGGAGAAGUACUUGAGCAAGACGAAGCUGUAUCUGUUGUGCCACUGCGCAGAAGUGCAGAAGUUCGUGCGAGAGGUGGACUACCAGUUCUACCAGAACACCGUUGAUGUCAUCAUACCGGAUGUGCUCCGCUCCAUACCGAACGCCCUGACCCAGGCCAUCCGCAACUUUGCCAAGAACCUGGAGAUCUGGCUGUGCGAGAGCAUGCUGGGCGUGCCGGAGCAGCUGGCCCAGAUCAAGACCAGUGCCGUCUCGGCCUUCUGCCAAACGCUGCGGCGCUACACCUCGCUGAAUCACCUGGCCCAGGCCGCUCGAGCCGUACUCCAGAAUGGUGCUCAGAUCUCCCAGAUGCUCAGCGAUCUCAAUCGCGUGGAUUUCCACAAUGUUCAGGAACAAGCCGCCUGGGUGAGUCAGUGUGCCCCCGCCGUGGUGCAGCGUUUGGAGAGCGACUUCAAGGCGGCGCUGCAGCAACAGAGCUCCCUGGAGCAGUGGGCCACCUGGCUGCAACUGGUGGUGGAGUCCGCCAUGGAGGAGUACAACGGAAAGCCAACCUAUGCCCGAGCGGCCCGUCAGUUCCUGCUGAAGUGGAGCUUCUACAGUUCGAUGAUCAUCCGGGACCUGACCCUGCGAUCCGCCUCCAGUUUCGGCAGCUUCCAUCUCAUUCGCCUGCUGUUCGAUGAGUACAUGUUCUACCUGGUGGAGCACAAGAUUGCCGAGGCCCAAGACAAAACAGCCAUUGCGGUUAUCUGUGAAAGGAUGAAAAAGGACAUGGACUUUGAAUUCGAGUGCCAGUUCGCCUACAUUACCAGCGACACGGAGCAGCAGACGACGCCCAGCUCGGCCAGCAGUGGCGGCGACGUGGGCAACGAGGCCAAGCGACUGAAGCAGGAAUGAGGCCCCGAGAUUGGGAUGUGGCUGCGGCUGCAGUGGCUGGCAUUGAGCGGAGUACUCGUAGUGUAUAUGUAACCAGUAAUCCUUAUCCCCAUCAGUGUGCACCCCCAGCCCCUGUCGUCACCAGUCGUUCAGCUCUGCAUUUACUAGUGGAUCCGUGUUGUAUAUCCGUAACCGUACCGUAUCCGUGUGCUAGUUUUUAGCCCUAAGUUCUCGCACCAGCAGAGUAGUCAGUCAAAAUUGUAGUGGUUAGUUUUAGGCAGGUAACGAACUCAUAUGCAGUGAUGGCUCUCUUGGACGGAAGCAUCUAUUGUUUAGUUUUUUUCUAAGUAUGCCAUGUAUUUUUUAGUGGAGUUUGGAAAACAAAGUUAUCUUCUUAGGGCACACUUUGAUUAAAUUUCAUAAAUAUGGACAGGAAAGAUAACAAUAAAUUUAUUAAAGAUAUAUUUUUCCCCAUAGGAAAUAUUUUUUUGUUACAAGCCAUGUUAACCAAGUAUUGUUUUUGUAUGUACUAUUAAUACAAAUGAUAUUUUCAACGAAAUUAGCCGACCGCCCAAGAAAGCUUUAACUGGAAUCUUACGAGUAUCGGACUGCCCCCGCAUCGAAGUGAAGAGCCGUCCAGAAAGCAGGCAAGUUGAAAGCCAGCUCGGCAGCAGCGUCUGGCCUUGUCUGCCAUGAUCUGUAUUCGUAGGAUACGCUUUAGUUUAAGUACAUGUGCAUUAAUAAUUGUAAUCAACUGUCUACUAUAACGAUGGGUUCGGCGGUGGCAUCAGUUUUGUCUGGUUUCAACAAACGAUCUUGUAUAUCAUAGCGCACGGCGCACCCCACACACAUAGUCUUAACACCCACACGCGCACUCAGAGGAUUUAGUCAGGGGGGUCAAUAGGUUAUAGCGAUGGAACACAGCUCACAACGAACAGCUUGCUCAAAUUGAAAAGGAACAACAGGCCUUAAAUGUGCAAAGAUCAACACUCAAUUUUGAAACAAUACAAUUUACCAUACCUAAUAUAUAUAUAAAUAUAAAUGAUAUAUAUAAAGAUACAUAAAUGUAUAUGUAUAUUUUAACUACAAGGAAUCAUUUUAUUACGAAACAUGUAUUUUAACAGAGAGGCGCUCAUCAGAGUAUUUUAUGCCAUUUUGGGUAAGAGUACCAAGCAGCAAGCGAAACAGUUUUUUAAGUCAACUAACUAGCAUUAGUCAACUGAAAGGGGUUCGGUGUGCAGAUCUGCAUCGAACCCCAACCGUCUAGUCCUAAAGCACACAUCUGAACUAUAUGCUCCGUUCGGCACAAGAAAUCGACGAUAAUAACUUAUAUUCUCCUUGCGGGGAACUGGUUCUGCUCAAAUUGCAAAUGCUUAAAUAGAAUCUAAGUUCUAUUGGUUGUUGAAAAAUAAAAGUAAAUCGAAAACUGAAAAUUUUAAAAUGUCAAAACUAUUUAUGUAUGUGAAAUAAAAACCGUCAAAGA